Corticium candelabrum is the source of this 823-nucleotide messenger RNA. Its product is annotated as KRAB-A domain-containing protein 2-like. Gene Ontology annotation, biological process: DNA integration. The transcript is spliced from 2 exons. NCBI's taxonomy places the organism in Eukaryota, Metazoa, Porifera, Homoscleromorpha, Homosclerophorida, Plakinidae. The record is from RefSeq and is a predicted model, not a curated record. The coding region runs from base 320 to 784 and encodes 154 amino acids. Gene Ontology annotation, molecular function: nucleic acid binding.
CUUUGUCAACAGCAGAAUUUGACCUUAUUAAGUACUUGAGAUCACAUAGUAGAUCAUCGGCGAAUGAAAGAAAAUCUCAAAUACAAUGGAAGGUUUUGCAAGUCCGUGUGCAAAAAUCAGUUUGCACUUCGACAUGUCUUCGAUUCCAGAUCGAAAAACCCUAAUGGUAUUGAAGAAAGACGUAUGGUUUCAUCUUCAAAUAAAAUUGUAGUACACGCAGAAGAAGUAGAAGAACUGAUCACGACCCUCUACAACCGCAGCAAAGGCGCUAAUGCAAAGACACUGUAUGGUCUAAUUUCAAAGCACUUUGCCGGGGUGGAUGAAAGUAUCAUUCAAACACACAUUAGUGCAACACGAGAAGCCCAGUCUUUCCACCCUAAGUUUUAACAAGGCACCUUUGCAGCCUAUAACCGCUUCUGAAGUACAGGAGCGAAGUCAGUUAGAUCUGGUAGACUUCUCAGAUCUUCCAGUUGAAGUUGAGCCAGACGGUCUGACGUGCAGGUAUGUCCUUAGCGUUCUAGAUGUGUUCAGCAGGCAUUUGUUUCUCCGGCCAUUGUCUGGAAAUUCUCCUUACCUGGUGGCUCAAGAACUGAUUGAUAUCUUCUACAUCGUUAGUCCACCGAGAAUAAUUCAGACAGAUCAGGGCACCGAGUUUCGAGGAAUGGUUGAAAUGUUGUCCUCAGCCAUGAAUAUCACUGUAAUUCGUAGCAGGCCUUACCAUCCACAAUCUCAGGGAAAGGUUGAGUCUAUAUACAUACCGUACGCCACAAAAGCACUAGUAUGACUUACCAGUGAUAUAUCGCACAUUGAAAAAUCUAAUCAG